Messenger RNA from Colletotrichum godetiae, 702 nucleotides. Its product is annotated as Rieske [2Fe-2S] iron-sulfur domain-containing protein. The coding region runs from base 1 to 702 and encodes 233 amino acids. Gene Ontology annotation, cellular component: membrane. The transcript has 4 exons. NCBI's taxonomy places the organism in Eukaryota, Fungi, Ascomycota, Sordariomycetes, Glomerellales, Glomerellaceae. Gene Ontology annotation, biological process: mitochondrial electron transport, ubiquinol to cytochrome c. Gene Ontology annotation, molecular function: 2 iron, 2 sulfur cluster binding; quinol-cytochrome-c reductase activity. The record is from RefSeq and is a predicted model, not a curated record.
AUGGCGCCCCUCGCACACGCUUCCCGCACCUGCCUGCGGCAACUGGCGCGCACCAGCCCGUCAACGGCUGCGCGCGCGCUCAGCACCUCGGCCGCCCGGAACGACUCGACCGCCACGAGCUACUCGAGCCCCUUCAAGGGCGCCCAGAAGGGCAGCAGCAUCCCCGACUUCUCCAAGUACAUGAGCAAGGGCUCUGCCGGCACCAACCAGCUUUUCGGAUACUUCAUGGUCGGCACCAUGGGCGCCAUCACCGCCGCCGGCGCGAAGUCCACCGUCCAGGAAUUCCUCGUCAACAUGUCUGCUUCCGCCGACGUUUUGGCCAUGGCCAAGGUUGAGGUUGACCUCAGCACCAUCCCCGAGGGAAAGAACGUCAUCAUCAAAUGGAGAGGCAAGCCCGUCUUCAUCCGCCACCGCACCCAGUCCGAGAUCGACGAGGCCAACAAGGUCUCCGUUUCCUCCCUCCGUGACCCUCAGAAGGACGACGACCGUGUCAAGACCCCCGAGUGGCUCAUCAUGUUGGGUGUCUGCACACACUUGGGAUGUGUCCCCAUUGGUGAGGCCGGCGACUACGGCGGUUGGUUCUGCCCUUGCCACGGCUCCCACUACGAUAUCUCCGGCCGUAUCAGAAAGGGACCCGCUCCCCUCAACCUCGAAAUCCCCGAGUAUGAAUUCCCCGAGGACGGCAAGCUGGUCAUUGGUUAA